Molecule: messenger RNA, 2763 nt
Organism: Phyllopteryx taeniolatus (common seadragon)
Lineage: Eukaryota; Metazoa; Chordata; Actinopteri; Syngnathiformes; Syngnathidae
Gene: g6fl
Product: g6f-like
Exons: 10
Coding region: 497-2065 (522 amino acids)
Biological process (GO): positive regulation of ERK1 and ERK2 cascade; T cell activation; interleukin-15-mediated signaling pathway
Cellular component (GO): membrane raft; external side of plasma membrane
Molecular function (GO): MHC class II protein binding; protein tyrosine kinase binding
Source: RefSeq, a predicted model, not a curated record
AGAGCAGGUGCGGCACCGGAGUUUCCGCCCACCAUGCACACCAUGGAGAUGGAAAAACACAAACCACAGCAGUAAACAAAGUCACAAACACAGGAACAUAACACAGUCAGGAUUUUGUGCGUGACGUUACCCCCCUAGCAAUUAUACAUUUAUGUGGUUUCAUCGUUAUAAAUGCCUCGCUGAGGGCACCAUAACUUUGAUGUGGCUUGCAAUGGAAACAACUUUGACAGCCUUGGCCUAAUGUGAUGUCAUUUUAGCUCUAUUGUACUGAGGAAUCAGAACAAAGACAAGUGUACCACUUUCCCUACGUGGGCAAUAAGUUGCAUGGUUCCUCGUUGCUGUCUAAAUGUCCAUGAAGAAGCUGAGACGCCUUGUUUUGCGUUAAGGCUAUCAGGCUUGCCCACACUCUGUUUCCUGUAGGACCACGUGCUGCUCGUAUCCUGUUGGGUGGGAAGCCAAAAAAAAUGCUUAAGUUUUUCUUUGCCUCAAAUGUGCAAUGGAGUGUGUUUUCAUCACCUUUCUUCUCAUUCCCUCCAUGUUUCUGCGUUCCUAUUGUGUCGACGCCACAGGCAACUGGCAUGAAAUUGUGGUGGAAAGAGAGCACCGAGCCAUCACCUUGGAGUGCAUCCAUACAGAAAUGAGGGCCGGCGUGAACGUCAACUGGAAGGCCAAGCCCCUCGGUGCGCGCGACUGGAAACUUGUGCUAUCGGCCAGUGAGCUCCAGGAAUUCUCUGGCAGUGUCUCUAAGCCUUCUAUGCGCCUGGCUGACAACAACUACCGACACACGGGCAAUUUCUCACUGCUUCUUCAACCUGCCAUUCAGGAUGCAGGCCUCUACGUGUGCUUGAUAGAGCAGCUACAGAACAAAAUCAAGGAGAAGAUCAUCCUUUUAGCCAUCAUCACUGUCACCAGCAUCCCAGCAUCACCUAUCCCUCAGAACAGCACCCUGCGUCUGAUUGCCAAGGUCACUCCAGAGUUUGCCUGUGACUGGAUCUCCUGGCACUCUCCGGACGGCACCUCCUUAAAGACCGUGUUGAAGCCCAUCGCGGGAAUCGUGACCAAACUUCCUCAGGUCACGUACAGCGAUGCCGGCUCCUACGAGUGCAUGGUUCAUCCACCGGGAAGCAAGAACGACACCGUGUUCACAUUUGCCGUGAACAUCAUCGUUGAUGCUGUCAGCCAGGCCAAAUUCACCAGGGUGCAGCACAGUCCACCCAUCUUCACGGCCACUCAGGCCAGGACGGCCUUCCCCCUGACCUGUCCCAGUGUCCGAGGGGACUGCGUCUUCCUCUAUUGGCAAGGCCCCAAAUUGAACCAGAGCAAGCUGGUGUACGGACACGAUCGUUGGAGGGGCAAGACGUUGAACACCGACGAAAACUUCAAGCUCCAGCUGGCUGGCACACCCUACAAUGCCGACACCGGCAGCUUUUCCUUCAUCCACAUACCGGGCCUCAAAGACGGCGGCCUCUACAUCUGUGACGUGAUUGUCAACGACCAUGUUUUCAGCCAGAGAACCCUGCUGAGUGUCUUGAAAGUGAUGAGUCGGCGUGCGGAUUCCAAGCUGCAGCUGGAGUGCCUGUACAGCGAGGUUUCCCAGGUCCAAGAUGCCACGUGGGAAUUCCAGAAUAAGAGUCAGCGACUCUGGAUGUCGAGCAGCGGGCCCGGCAGCGUCACAACCGCUCUGACGUUGCCCGUCACCUCAGAUAGGGCCGGCAACUACACGUGCACCUUACAGCUAAAAAACGGCCAGACUAUCAGUGCCACGUACGCCGUCAAGCAACAAGAGAGCGUCCCUACACCCUCGCCGCACUCUUCUUUCCACCACCUCCUCCUUCUGGUUUUAUUACUUCUGGUGCCCCUGGUUGCCGCCAGCAUGGCUGUGUUGUUAUGGCGACAGAAGCGCAUCUCCCUGCGAGGUAUUGAGCAGUCUUUGUCCUUCCAUUCAGGCGAGACGGAGAACAUCUACGAGAAUCCCGAAGAUGUCAGACAGGCUCUUCCGCCAGGUUCGGUCUAUAUGGAUUUAAAGCCAAGACAAGAUGAUGUCUACAAGGAGCUGGAGUGCUAAGCACAGAGAAGCAUUACAUCACCUGUGUGUGUGUGUGUGUGUGUGUGUGUGUCUGGGUGUCUCUGUAUGUUGAAUGAGUGUGUGUGGCGGCUUCCUGGCAUUUUCUUUACACAGCCUGCACAUCACUGCGACACCGUGGCACGACAUCGCGUCACGCGCUGACAGGCAACGCUCCGCCGCCUUGUGUUGUUGUUUGAGUUGCGUGGGCUGUCUCAACGUGUGUGUUUGUGUGUGUUGAAAGAUGAAUAACACCCUUUGUGUGUGUAUGUGUGUUGAGUGGGUCUUUUUAAUGCCAGAAGUGAUCACUUACAUGCACGUAUCGACCUCAUGUUGCUGUCACAGCUCGCCUGUGUGCUGCAGCGGGGGGCUUUUAUGAGGAGCACAGCAAUUGGAUGUAUAAUAGGCUCUUGAAUAGACUUGGAAAUGGCACUCAAGUGUGAAAAUGGUCUCAAGAAGAAUGCUUAUUUGUUUGUAUGUCAUUACGGAAUUACAAAUGCAGUGUCAAAAAAGUGGUUCAUUUAAGCAGGAUAUAUUAUAUAUUGGAUGUUAACUGGAUGUUUUUCCACUAUUUGAAAUAGUUCCCAUGUCUGAACAUAUGUUUGUAUGUAUGUGACACGUUUUUUUUUUUUUUUUUGUCAAAAUACCCUAAGGAUCAAGAAUUUCACAAGACCUUACACUUUUUUUUAGGGGCUGGCCCA